This is a messenger RNA of Alosa sapidissima (American shad), 1407 nucleotides long. It is a transcript of the gene mblac1, whose product is annotated as metallo-beta-lactamase domain containing 1. NCBI's taxonomy places the organism in Eukaryota, Metazoa, Chordata, Actinopteri, Clupeiformes, Clupeidae. The record is from RefSeq and is a predicted model, not a curated record. The transcript is spliced from 2 exons. The coding region runs from base 150 to 827 and encodes 225 amino acids.
GAUGGCAGUAAGGGACAGUGAAUGCCUCUGGUGAAUGAAAGCAAACGCUACAGAAGAAGUGAACUUUAGCGUAGGCUAGUGUAGUCAGUUAACUGUUAGUCCUGUGCAAUGACUCGUGUCUGGCCAAUACUAUUUUUGUGCUUAUCUAAAUGGAUCUGACUGGCAAAGUAGUAUCCUCAAGCUGUAGCGUAAGAAAAAGAGUAAUUGCUGAUGUCGGCUCGGACAUACCUGGCCAGCCUUACAGUAUCUCAGUGCUAAAGGAGGGUUAUUGUGUGUCACAAGCAGAUGGUUGUACGCGUGCAGACGGAACAAUAUCUCUCUUGGUCGGCCCAAAGAAUAUUCUGGUAGAUACAGGUGGACCAUGGGAUCGCGAUUUCCUCCUUGCUCAGCUGGAGAAAACGGGACUAAAACCUGAUGACAUCAAUAUAGUAGUCGGGACCCAUGGCCACUCAGACCACGUGGGUAACCUAGGGCUGUUUCCAGAUGCACUGAUUGUUGUAGGAUGUGAUAUAAGUCAAGGGGAUCUGUAUCUUCCAAACGAGCUGGCAGACGGCCAGCCAUAUCUCAUCGAUGAUCAUGUGUCGAUCGUUCCCACACCGGGUCACACCGGACGGGAUGUGAGCGUGCUGGUAAAGGACACCUCCGUGGGCGUUGUGUUGGUUGCUGGGGACUUGUUUGAGUGCUGUGAUGAUGAGGACUCCUGGCGAGCGCUGAGCGAGAACCCUGAGGUUCAGGAGAUUAACCGAAAGGCGGCAUUACAGAUUGCUGAUGUUAUCAUCCCUGGACACGGACCCCGGUUCAAAGUGCAUAGGGACUCCACCAACUGAUAUGGCUCGUGUUUUAUGUUUAGCUAGGGUGUGACCCACUUGAAGCAACAGGUAUGCUUUUAUCCUAUAUUUUGUAUCAUCUUCAGAUUAAGUUUGAUGGAACAUGGCCACGUGCAGAGAACACAUUCCCACCAGCCAUCCAGGAUGUGCACUAUGCUCUUCUGUGUUACGGAUAGGAACACUUGGUCAAAUUAAAAAAAAGUAAAUCCUUUAACAGCACAACACUCUUGACAUAAACAUUGGUUAUGUGAGUACAGUGUUUUUUCUAACCUACACUUAAUUUAUUACACAUGUGUAAGCAGCACAGGAAUCCAGUGACAACCUUGAUUAGUUUUAUUUAAGUGAAUUAGAUACUUCUAAAAUGCAGUUGCUUGCCACAUUUUGUCUCAAAUGCAGGAUCCAAAUCUCCAUACUUUGGUGUGGAAUUUAGACCUUUGUUUUAACCUGUGGUUACCUUUCUACUAAAUAGAAUGACCCAUAAAGAAAGAUGAAUAUUGUAAAGUAAUAAAGUCAAGUUGGUAAAAUAUAAUGACUGACGUUUUCUUCUUGGAGAUCAAUAAAGUACUCUCUGUCUCUGUCA